Pipistrellus nathusii (Nathusius's pipistrelle) is the source of this 879-nucleotide messenger RNA. The record is from the annotation of a GenBank genome assembly. NCBI's taxonomy places the organism in Eukaryota, Metazoa, Chordata, Mammalia, Chiroptera, Vespertilionidae.
AUGUGGCUUUUCUACAUUUUGAUUCCAUGUUUGCUCAUAGAUGAAGUUGUGCUUCUGCCUGCCCCUCAGAACCUCUCUAUACAGUCAACCAACAUGAAGCAUCUCUUGACAUGGAGCCCAGUGAUCAUGGGUGGAGAAACAAUCCACUAUUCUGUUGAGUACCAGGGAGAGUAUGAGAGCCUGUUCAUGAGCCACAUCUGGAUCCCCAGCAGCAGGUGCUCACCUACCACAGUUCCUGAAUGUGACAUCACCGAUGACAUCACUGCCACCGUGCCAUAUAACCUCCGUGUCAGGGCCAUCCUAAGCUCACACACUUCAGCCUGGAGCAUCCUGAAGCCACCCUUUAAUCGAAACUCAACCAUUCUAACCCCACCUGGACUGGAGGUCACCAAGGAUGGCUUCCACCUGGUGGUUAAGCUGGAAGACCUGGGACCCCUGUUUGAGUUCCUCGUGGCCUACUGGAGGAGGGAGCCUGGUACUAAGGAACAUGUGAAAAUAGUGAAGAGCAGGGGCAUUCCAGUGCACCUGGAAACCAUGGAGCCAGCGGCUGUGUACUGUGUGAAGGCCCAGACGUUCGUGAGGGCCAUCGGGAGGCACAGCGCCUUCAGCCAGGCAGAAUGUGUCAAGGUGCAAGAAGAGACCCUCCCCCUGGCGGUGGCCCUGUUUGCAUUUGUUGGCUUCAUGCUGAUCCUUGUGGUUGUGCCGCUCUCCAUCUGGAAGAUGGGCCGGCUGCUCCGAUACUCCUGUUGCCCCGGGGUGGUGCUCCCCGACACUUUGAAAAUCACCAAUUCACCGCAGAAGUUAAUCAGCUGCAGAAGGGAAGAGGUGGAAGCCUGUGCCACGACCAUGCUGUCUUCUGAGGAACUCUUCAGGACCUGA